GCCAGGCAUUGAGAAGACGUGCCUCAUUUGUGCACUUCAGAGCAAACAUGUCUAAUGCUAGUAUUGAGCUUUGUGGUGACGCCACCGUCGGCGUACCAGAGUGGAUAAAUGAAGAUUUUUUCAAGCGUAUACUCGAAAAAUGCGAAAGCGAAAGUGUAAAGAUCCAUAAGUUGAUGCUUUCUUCUGGCACCGGUAAAACUGAUAACUACUCGAGUGUACUGUUUCGUGCUACGAUACAUUAUUCUCUACACCCCCAGCCUGCUCAGGAGAAACUUCGAUCAUUUGUGAUGAAAACUGAACCCUUCGUGGAAGGUGUGAAGAAGGAUAAUUUGAAUAAAAUACCACUCUUUCAAACCGAAGUUCAGAUGUAUAUGAACGUGUUGCCGAAAAUUGAAGCGAAGCUGCGUGAGUUUGGCGAUGAAACGGUGCUGGCACCAAAAAUCGUCUGCUUUAGUUUGAAAGCGCCGAGUUACAUAGUGUUCGAGGAUCUUGCCGUUGAAGGUUAUUCGCCCAUAAACAAUGGUUCCUGUAGUUUGGCGGAGAUCAAGCUAGCUCUUAAGAAGUUAGCUAAAAUACAUGCGAUCAGCUUUCAAAUGGCACAGACGGACCGCCACGAAUUAGCCACAUUCGAUAAGACCUACUUCAAUACAAUCGAUAUAUCUAAUUUUCCCAUGCUAAGAGAUGGCAUCAAACUAAUGAAAGAAUUAAUCAGUGACCAACCGGAUCUUCAAAAAUAUUUACCACAUUUCGAAAAGGCAGAACUUUUUUUGAUACCCAAGAUGUUGGACUUAUUGAACGCGCCUAGAAACGGUAAACGUAGUGGAAUUCAAGUGUUGAACCAUGGUGACUUUCAUAAGAAGAAUCUAAUGGUGAAAUAUGUGGACAAUAAACUGGCUGAGUUGAUGCUGCUCGACUAUCAAGUCAGCAUUUUUGGCUCUCCCGCUAUAGAUUUGUAUUAUGCUUUUACAAUGAUGUACACUCCGAGCAUGAGGAUGGAGUACGUAGAUGAACUGCUUAAUCAUUACGUACAGAAUUUCCAAGACACUCUCCAUAGUGUGCAAUACAAGGGGCACAUUCCUACCGUUAACGAGUUUAAGGCGGAGAUGCACGAUUACAGACACUGGGGUCUUUACUUGAUCUCAUCUUUGUUUUGCUUGAGUUAUGCCAUUAUGGAGGGCAUUGAAAUGAACGAAAUCAUUGAGUCAGAGGCGGCAAGGCGUGAAUUAUUUGCAAAUUUGAAGAUUCUGGAUGAGCUGCGUGUUUUGCUUCCACGCUUCUUGUCUUUAGGCUAUUUUGAGGAAUAAUACCCUUCUGUUUGUCGGAAAAUUUUAAAGCAACCAUUGGUUCUACUUCAUCUAUUUCGUAUUCCUCACUCAAGCUUUCAACUCGUUAAUGUAAAAUAAUAAGAUAAAUUGAGUUAAUAGGAUAACGUCAGAAUUGUGAAAGCACUUAUAUAAUGAAACGAUUGUCUUUUCAACUGAUAUUCAA
Molecule: messenger RNA, 1488 nt
Organism: Zeugodacus cucurbitae (melon fly)
Lineage: Eukaryota; Metazoa; Arthropoda; Insecta; Diptera; Tephritidae
Exons: 6
Coding region: 48-1304 (418 amino acids)
Source: RefSeq, a predicted model, not a curated record